Messenger RNA from Meloidogyne enterolobii, 504 nucleotides. NCBI's taxonomy places the organism in Eukaryota, Metazoa, Nematoda, Chromadorea, Rhabditida, Meloidogynidae. The record is from the annotation of a GenBank genome assembly.
AUGAGCAAAAUACGAUCAAAGCGUUCAAAUCCCUCCUGUAAAUACAAUAUCGAAUUUGAUUCAAGAAAACAAUGGCCACAAUGUGCAGAUAUAAUUAACAUUAUUAGAGAACAGGGCCAAUGUUCGGGGUGUUGGGCAGUUGCAAGUUCAUCUGUGUUUACUGAUCGGUACUGUAUUGAGAGAGCUAAGAAAGGCUUAAAAACGCCAGUCUCUGAUCCUGAUAAUCAAUCAUCUGAUGAGGAAAUACUAAGCUGUACAUUACCAAAUUACGGGUGUAAUGGAGGAGCUCCAUGGGAUGCAUGGCAAUACAUGAAAAAUAAAGGUGUUGUCUCUGGAUCAAAUUUUGAAGAAAAAACUGGUUGCAAGCCUUACUCAAUCAAUCCAGAAACUGAUGGUCCAGUUCCUACACCUAAAUGUGUCUCGCAAUGUACCAAUUCAGGAUGGUCAAUUCCAUAUAAAAAUGAUAAAAAAUUUGGUAUUUAUUUAUAUCACUCGUAUUCUUAA